AUGGGUGUUAUUGCACGAGUGGAAUAUAUGGAUCUUGAACUCUGUGGGAGACAUGACACUGCCAGAGGCUUAAAAGUGUUUGGCCUCAGACGCAGUUGGCUAGUGUUUGCUAUUCUUGGGGUCAAGAAUAUACCCGACGACAACUUGCCACUUGAAGGAACUAGUCGGCUCACGGGCUUGGGGAAAGCGAAAUUAGCACUUGAGAGGGGAAUAGUCUCUCCUAGUGCUAAUUUUGAGCGUCUGAAUCCUAAAAUUGACGCUGACUACUUGAACAUUGCUCACUCUACCGUUGAGAAGCCUCCAUUACCGGAGGAUAUAGCUCGACGUUGGAAAGCUUCCUUAAGCCAUUGUUAUAACUCUGCUACAAAACUGGGUGGUGUUUCUGGGUUUUCCGGAGGCAGCGAAGACCCUGACGGAGGACUCGCCGACGGAUUGGAGACAAACGAAUCCAUUUACCCCAGAUUACAGCCCAGACUACUUGUUUGGUCAUCUUCUGAUAAAGAAGGGAUAUCUAGGAUUGCGUUGUCAUAUUCUCAGUAUCUCCAUCAACUCUCUCUUGAGCAGGGAAAGAAAUCUUAUCUUGAUAAUGUCGCCUACACCUUGGGGACUCGACGAAGCCUUGUACCAUGGAAAUCAUUCGUUGUUGCUGAUUCUCUUCGAAAUAUCAGUCUAGAAACUUCAAUGUCGAAACCAAGGUUAUCGACUCCGAAAUCGUAUCUGGGGUUUGUCUUCAGUGGCCAAGGGUCGCAAUUGUACGCUAUGGGAAGGGAAUUGUUAUAUUAUCCAGUAUUUAAGCGUAGUCUCCAAGAUGCUAAUGAGUACCUGCGCAAUAUCGGGUGUCCUUGGUCUCUGUUAAAUGAAUUUCUUAAACCUGAGGAUGAAUCUAGGGUUAACGAGCCAGAGUAUAGCCAGGGCCUGUGUACUGCACUGCAAAUUGCUUUGAUCGACCCCCUCGCAAGUUUCGGUAUUUUUCCAUCCGUUGUAGUUGGCCACUCAUCCGGGGAGAUCGCGGCUGCAUACACUGUCCAUUUCAUCUCACGUCGGUCGGCAUGGAAGCUAGCUUAUUAUCGUGGCGUUCUCUCUUCCACUUCGAGUAGAGACACUCACACGAUGAUGUCAGUUGGCCUUUCCGCAGCCCAACUCUCACCAUACUUCGAGAAAGUCGCAGCCAAUUCGAGAACGGUUUCCGGAUUGGAAGCGCAGGUUGACUUUCUGGAAUCAAUAUUGGAUAAAGAUAGAAUAUUUGUGCGAAAGUUGCGUGUCCCAGUGACAUACCACUCCCCCCAGAUGAAUGUUAUCGCAGAAGAUUACCUCAAAAGCUAUUCAAGACUUGGAAUUUGGGGAGGGAGGUUCAUCAAAUCCGGUCAUGAUAUCUUCAGUUACUGCUCGUCGUGUUCACGCAGAGGAUGUCAUUCACAGCGAAUAUUGGAAGAUAUUUCUGGGAUCAUUGAAACCGGGCCACAUUCGACGCUUCAAGGGCCAAUUCGGGAUAUUCUGAAGUCAAUUGGGCGGCAAGCCGAUAUUGGAUACAUUUCUCUUCUUAGACAUAACACUUCGACAAUAGCAUCUACAGUAGAAGAAGCCUUGGGCUGCCUUCAUUGCUCAGGCUAUACGCUCAACCUGCUGUCAAUCAACAACCACUCAAAGGAUGGAGACAUAUCAAGUGAACUGCAAGUGCUGGUAGAUUUGCCUAGUUACCCCUUCACAUAUUCACAGAAGUACUGGCACGAGUCUAGAGCGAGUAGCACGGGACACCGAUUACGGCAACAUGGGCGUUAUCUCGGGACUCCCGUGCCCGACUAGAACCCGUUAAACCCGAUGUUGCGGAAUAUAAUAUAUAAUCAAGAUAUCAGAACUUCCAUGGGUCGAGGAUCAUAAGAUCAACGGAAGAAUUAUAUACCCCGGAGGGGUAUUCUAGUGAUGGCAAUUGAGGCUGCGAAGCAAAUUGCAGACCCGAAUUGUACGGUGACCGGCUAUAACGUUAGGGACGUCGUAUUUCAGGCAGAAUUAAAUAUUCCAACAAGCUCCGAUCGUAUCGAAACUCGGUUUUACAUGAAAUCUAUCAGAAGUUCACCGAUGAGGGUGAAUGGUUCAAGUUCAGCCUUCAUAGCUGCAAUCACGAUAAGUGCACUCGCAUGGCUACAUCCAAAUUGACUACUAUAAACAGGGAGCACUAACAUGUGCACCUUGAAUGAAACAAGAGAGACGACCACAUAUUAUACGCGAAUAUAUCAACAGGGCCGGGUAGUUUGUAACACUCCUGCCACCACAGACUUUCUCUAUCAUAAUGGAUCUGAGUUUGAUUGCGGGCCCGCAUUCCAUCGACUAACGAAUGUUGCCCGUAGCGGGGACGGUCAGGCGAUUGGAGACGUUUCCUUCUACUCAUCCAGAAGUCAUAAUACGCCGUAUACUCAACCACAUGUCAUCUGCAAUCGUUUCGACUGCGCUAGCCACAAAGCUCUCCAUAGUGUUAGCAAUUCCUGUUGAAGACACUAGAUUUCAACAAGCCUAUACAAGAUUUCGGUGCAGAUUCGUUAGUUGCAGCUGAACUCCGCAACUCGUUCUCUCGAGACUGGGGUACUGAGGUCGCAGUCUCUGACAUCAUCGGUGGUGCGACGUUCAAAAUGACGGGGGCUUGGUAGCUAGCAGGCCUCCUCAUAGACAGGCUACUUGGACAAAAUGUGACCUGUGUUUUUGAAGUGCGAUGCAGUGAGUGUGGGGAGUGUCUGGGGGAAAGGGGAGAGAGAAGGGCGUGGGGAGGCAGAAUCACACUGAAGAAUGUGCGGUGGACGUUCAUUUGAAUAGCAUUGUUCUGACACCACUUCCACAAGCGAUGAUAGCAUCAAGAUGUGCUAUUCCCGAUUCUCCCAACGGUGAAGUCAACCAAAUCGUAACAAUACAAAGUCAGCUUGCCAAAUGUGAUAUUUGGAUGAGCGGGAACGAGCCAUGGAUAAUGAAAACUUAAUUACAUCUAGAUUUUACGAUUUGGAAUUUCAGUUCGGGAUUUGCCCAGUAUCCCAGUAUCCCACAAAUACGCCGAGCUAGCUCAAUCGGUAGAGCGUGCGGCUCUUAAUAUGAGUUUAGACUUUUCGAACCAAAUAUUCGAAUAUCCAACCCAAUUGAUAAA
Messenger RNA from Blastomyces gilchristii SLH14081, 3127 nucleotides. RefSeq names its product polyketide synthase. Gene Ontology annotation, biological process: fatty acid biosynthetic process; secondary metabolite biosynthetic process. Gene Ontology annotation, molecular function: fatty acid synthase activity. Lineage: Eukaryota; Fungi; Ascomycota; Eurotiomycetes; Onygenales; Ajellomycetaceae. The transcript is spliced from 7 exons. The coding region runs from base 1 to 1803 and encodes 600 amino acids. The record is from RefSeq and is a predicted model, not a curated record.